GUAGCUCGGGCUCCUGGCUGCGCGAGGGGGCGUUUCCUGUUCGGCUUCUGGCGGCGGCGGGGCCAUGGCGGCGACCGAGAUCGCGCGGCAGGUGGGUGAAGGUUGCCGUACUGUCCCUCUUUCUGGACAUGUGGGAUUUGACAGUUUGCCUGACCAGCUGGUUAAUAAGUCAGUUAACCAUGGCUUCUGUUUCAACAUCCUGUGUGUGGGGGAAACUGGCCUUGGUAAGUCCACGUUGAUGGACACCCUUUUCAAUACUAAAUUUGAAGGUGAGCCAGCAUCUCACUCACAGCCCGGAGUUCAGCUGAAAUCCAGUACCUAUGACCUUCAGGAGAGCAAUGUUGGUCUGAAACUGACCGUUGUGGGCACCGUAGGCUUUGGGGACCAGAUCAACAAAGAAGACAGCUAUAAGCCCAUCGUUGAGUUCAUCGAUGCCCAGUUUGAAGCCUACUUGCAAGAGGAACUGAAGAUAAAGAGAGUCUUGCACAACUUCCAUGACUCCCGUAUCCACGCCUGCUUGUACUUCAUUGCACCCACAGGCCAUUCCCUGAAAUCCCUGGACUUGGUAACGAUGAAGAAGCUCGACAGUAAGGUCAAUAUCAUCCCUAUCAUUGCCAAAUCUGAUGCCAUCUCCAAGAGUGAGUUGACAAAAUUCAAAAUUAAAAUCACGAGUGAGCUGGUCAGUAACGGGGUGCAGAUCUACCAGUUCCCGACAGACGAUGAAUCGGUGGCUGAGAUCAACGGGACGAUGAAUGCCCACCUGCCGUUCGCAGUGAUUGGCAGCACGGAGGAGCUGAAAAUAGGAAACAAAAUGAUGAAAGCCCGUCAGUAUCCAUGGGGCACGGUGCAGGUUGAAAAUGAAACUCACUGCGACUUUGUGAAGCUGAGAGAGAUGCUGAUCCGCGUGAACAUGGAGGAUCUUCGCGAGCAGACCCACACGCGCCACUACGAGCUGUACCGGCGAUGCAAACUGGAGGAAAUGGGAUUUAAAGACACUGACCCAGACAGCAAACCAUUCAGCUUACAAGAGACUUAUGAGGCCAAGAGGAAUGAGUUUCUGGGGGAACUGCAGAAAAAGGAAGAGGAGAUGAGGCAAAUGUUUGUCCAGAGAGUCAAGGAGAAAGAAGGUGAACUUAAAGAGGCCGAAAAAGAGCUGCAUGAAAAGUUUGAUCGUCUCAAGAAGCUGCAUCAGGAUGAAAAAAAGAAGCUGGAGGACAAGAAGAAAUCUCUGGACGAUGAAGUCAAUGCGUUUAAACAGAGGAAGACGGCAGCUGAAUUGCUCCAGUCUCAGGCCCAGCAGGCUGGAGGAUCACAGACUCUUAAAAGGGAAAAGGAGAGAAAAAAUAAUCCAUGGCUCUGUACUGAAUAGUAAUCCCUGAAUACAAUGGGCUGGAAUGGACCUUCAUUUACUUGUUAAAUUGGAGGUUCUAAUAUAAACUGACAGCUUCUCAUAAUAUUUCAGUCCUGGCCUUCCUAUGCAAAACUGCUCUCUUAGAUAUCUUCAUCAUGAGUCUGUCUUUACUGUGUACUGAUGGUUAUUGCUUUUAUUAAAUCAUGUAACAUAAGUCAGUAAUGAGGUUUUUGGACAUUGUAAUUUUAAAUCUCAAUUUUUUCCCCUACAUUUAAUGGACACCCCCUCCUCUCCAUAUUAAGGGAUGUGAAAAUAAGUUCUGUGCUUAUUUUUUGUGCUGUCAAAAUAACAGUACAGAUUAAAAUAUAUUUAUUGGUGAGUUUAAGAAGACAACAGCACCUAGGUUUGAUUAUGGCAUGACUGAGAGGUUAAGAACUUUCCUUGUAUCUUGGAUUAGCUUUGUAUAAUAGCUGUAAAAUAUUAAUUGUCUUUCUCAUUUGAUUGAUUUCCCAAGUCACAGUGCCUAAAAAUGGACAUUUUAAUCCUCAUUUGAAAUUCUUACUGGCCCUGAUCCUGCAGUCGGAUCUGUGUGCGCUGGGCUCUGCCUGUUGCAGGGGUCUGCAGGCACAGAUCCCAUUGCAGGAUCAGGGUCCGUGUUGGCAAAUAUCACCUUUAUAACACAUUUAAACUUUUUAAAACUCUGUGUAAGAUAAGCACACUUACAUUGUCAUUUUGGGUGAAAAAUGAUCUUUCUAUGCAGAGUUAUAGGCUGAGAGAGAAUUUUACCUAGAAAGAUCUGAAGUUUGUACAUCUUACAAAGUUUGAAACAAAUAUCCCUCUUCCCUCGUACCCCUCCCUCCACCCCCUUUCCCACUCAAAUACCCUUCUGGUUAAAUGGGAGCUGGUUACUUCAAUGCGUGUGUGACAGUUCUGCUGUUGCCAGAAGAUUAAUCAGUUGUCUUCACAUGCUCAUUUUAAAGCUAAGUACUGAUUGACAUUGAUAGAUACCACUCAGGUAAACUUUUCAUUGUUUCUACUCAAUACCAUGAUUUUUAUAUUCAGGGACAAGCUUUUGGGACACAUACUGCCCCAAAUCUUCUGGAAAACUCCUGGCCCUAGGGCUGUAUAUACACCUCUACCCCGAUAUAACGUGACCCGAUAUAACACAAAUUCGGAUAUAACGCGGUAAAGCAGCGCUCCGGGAGGGCGGGGCUGCGCACUCCAGCGGAUCAAAGCAAGUUCGAUAUAACGCAGUUUCACCUAUAACGCAGUAAGAUUUUUUGGCUCCCGAGGACAGCGUUAUAUCGAAGUAGAGGUGUAGUCCUACAUUCUGAAGUAGUUAACCAUACACUGAUACAAGGCGUUCCAAAUAGUAUCAUUCUAAGGUUGGCAUAUAAUCUGUUCUCUGUGAUAUGCAUUGAUGUUAAGGGGGAGUUGAGUUUAAAGCACUAGAGUGGUGUGUGUAUUUAGUCAUCUUUCCGUCCAUAUAGUCACUCAAGUCAAGUGCUCAGUUAACCUUGUGCAGUAAUCCAUAACUGAAACUAAGGUGUGGCCUCGUUUUAGAAAUCAGGACUAUUAAAACUCUUGAUUGCGAUUUAUUUAUAUUCGUCUCAGGUAUCCUGUUUCACUGUAAAGACAAUCCCCUCCUCCUGCCCCUCCCCCCAAAAAAGCGUUGGUUUCUUUUUUAGAAGUUUAAAUAUUUUAAGCUUUUGCUUCUUUCUGCUCUGUGGAAUGUAAGCAUGUUUUCCGAAAUCGGUCAGUUUCACUUUGUCAGGGGUUCCAGGGAUUAGCUGAAAGGGGCUUUUCAUCUUGCUUUCACUUGCUGCAUUGCGGGUUGUUUUAGAUCAUUUUACUUUUUUUAUUAUGCUAUUAAAAGUAUUUUUUAAAUGAGUUUUAACUUGUCUGGUUUUCUUCAAGCACUUUGAGCAGCUCCCUGCGGGAUCCGUAAUUUCCUGGAAAUGAUGCAUGUGCCCAUCUCUCUUCUAUUGUUUUCAUGUUGAGUCUCUAUUUCUUGCUUUUUUGAAUGUCCUUCUCCUUUUUGAUAAUCUCCCUGUUUUUCUCUUUCUGUAGCUUUUUUUAAAUCUGUCCUCGCCAGCUGCACUGUGUCUGAGGGAGAAGACUGCCACUUGUAGAAGAGUUUAGGGAUCCUAUAAUGUCGGGGGGAAAAAAUCUUCAGUGUUAGUGUCUUGGAAAGAAGCUCUUUUCUGACUUGCAUGGUAUUUAAAAUUGAAGUGUCUUGUAUUUUGUGUGACAAGACCGCACAAUAUUGGGGAAAGUUGAUCAUGUACAAAAAACAUGGAGGAGCCACAGAAAUGUGAUUAGAUUAAUGAGUAGCCAAAUUUUGAAAACGUUGGGUUACAACCAUGUUUUUCCCUCUAAUUUGGCCUAAUAGAAGGGUCAUGGACUCCCCUAAGGAUCCGUGGAAGGCCGAUGGGAUGUUUUCAGUAUGUGAAUUUGUUGGUUUGUUCUGAAAACUGUUACAUUCGAUGUCAAAGGAGAUAUAAACAAGGGGUGAUUUGCCAUAUUGACAGCCACAAAAUACUUAAUUUUAACAAGGAAAUAAAGCAAAACGAAAUGUUUCCAUUAGUGUUAUUUGUGCCUCCACCACCUUAUUAAACUGCAUCACCUGAUUGACUACAGGUUGAGUGAGUUUUUUUAACGUGAAAUCAUGUAUUGUGUAAAACACUCCAAAUAGUCUAACCUCUCCCUGUGCGCUUUAGUUAGAGAAUGAUCUUACACUUAGACUUAUUAAAAGGGGAGGGGCGGAGCUGUCAGUGGCUGGUGAUACUCCAUCCAAAUAGCAUGUGAGUAGAGUGCAGUGUCCUUAAAAUGCAUUUGACGCCUGUCUCAUUUUUUUUGCUUGUCUCGUUCUUCCUUGGAACAUUCACUGCAUGUUUUUCCAAACUGCAUUCUACUGUCUCUCUCCUUUAUUUUUUUUUGUUUCCUUUUUACAAAUGGAAGUGUGAAUAACUGCACUGCAUAUAUAUUUACAUGACAAACAUUAAAGAACCAGCACUGUUAAGCGUGAUACCUUUCUAACUUUAAUGUAAAUUUUCAAUUAAAAAGAAAAAUGCAAAAACCCA
Molecule: messenger RNA, 4434 nt
Organism: Trachemys scripta elegans
Lineage: Eukaryota; Metazoa; Chordata; Testudines; Emydidae
Gene: SEPTIN6
Product: septin 6
Exons: 10
Coding region: 65-1369 (434 amino acids)
Biological process (GO): cytoskeleton-dependent cytokinesis; cilium assembly
Cellular component (GO): microtubule cytoskeleton; septin complex; cell division site
Molecular function (GO): GTP binding; GTPase activity; molecular adaptor activity
Source: RefSeq, a predicted model, not a curated record